Molecule: messenger RNA, 2719 nt
Organism: Manihot esculenta (cassava)
Lineage: Eukaryota; Viridiplantae; Streptophyta; Magnoliopsida; Malpighiales; Euphorbiaceae
Product: cytochrome P450 85A
Exons: 9
Coding region: 1187-2581 (464 amino acids)
Biological process (GO): sterol metabolic process
Molecular function (GO): oxidoreductase activity, acting on paired donors, with incorporation or reduction of molecular oxygen; heme binding; monooxygenase activity
Source: RefSeq, a predicted model, not a curated record
AUUAGCACCAUCUCAUGCACACAUAUCUAUGCACUUUUCAUCCAUCUAUCUCCGAUACCAUUGCCUUUUUUUUCUUCGUUGCCCUCCCUCUCCCUCCUCACUGGACGACUUCGCCGCCUUUCUCAGCUCACUUGCCCAAUCCUUUCUAUCUCCUGUUAUUUUUUUUUCCCAAUGGUCGGUUGCUAAUUACAGCUAAAGGGUAACCUAAAAGCAGAGAACGAAUGAUAUGGGUAAUUAAAGUUGUAUCUUCACAUAUAGCUCCAAAUCGCCAGCAUAUCAAGUCCAGUUGAUGUGAUUAGCAGACAACAAAUGAUUUAAUCACAUUCUGAUUUCUAAGCUGCUAUUAAUUAUCAUUAUAGAUUUGUGGAAAUUAAUUAUGUGAUUAUUGCUAAGUAUUUUCAUCCUUUUCCUUUUCAUAAUUUGUUUAUGAGUUAAAAUAAAACAAGAUAAAUAUUUUUCCCCUACUACAGUCCACAGCUUCAAAAUUCAAACAAACUAUAAGCAAGGAUGAGUUUAGAAGUUGCAGUUGAGUGGAACCAAAAAAACUCUCUCUCUUCACUUAUUCACAUGGUAACUAGGAAGCUGUCUGGUAGUGGUAUUUGUAAUUCCAUUUGCACAGAUCUUGUUGACAGACAUGUGAAGGGUACUGCCCUUUUAUUUUAGGGCCAAUGGGGUGCUGUGCAUGUGCCCUCUUUUCAUCCCCCUUUUUAACUCUUUGGUUAAGUCUUUUCUCUCCAGUUUUCUAUACCCUUAAUUUAAAACCAUCUCAUUUCUUUGGAACCAUCGUAAACCAUUCUCCCCCUCCACAUAAAUAUCACUUCUUUUUUUUUAUUUUUUUCCCAUAUUUUUGGCGUAAUACAAAACAUUCAUGCCUUGAAUCUUCGAGGGUGGUGUUCAAGAGUCAAAGAGGGGCAAAAUAUUUUUUGCUAAUUUAAUUUUCUCUGUAAUGCUUUUACUGCUCUCAGGAAUUAGAGGAGGGUCCCUCCCCUUGUAGGGUGCAUGGUUUGGCCUGUCUGAGUAUUCUCUCUCUACAUAUAUCAUUUAUGCUUAUUAAUUCGAAGGCCUAUCUCUCUAUAUAUAUGUGCACGCUUACGAGUUCUGAGUAGCUUCGGCUAAAGCAAGCCCAUACCACUUAGCCAUUUACAAAUCUUUGUGGAGUGGGCUUUGAGCUUUUCUGGAAGCAUCAAUGGCUGUUUUUAUGGUGGUUCUUGUUAUAUUUCUCUUGCUGCUCUGUAUCUCCUCUGCUUUGUUGAGAUGGAACGAGGUGAGAUACAGGAAGAAAGGUUUGCCUCCAGGUACUAUGGGUUGGCCAGUUUUUGGAGAGACUACUGAGUUUCUGAAGCAAGGUCCAAACUUCAUCAAAAACCAGAGAGCAAGGUAUGGCAGUUUUUUCAAAUCCCACGUUCUUGGUUGUCCUACUAUUGUUUCCAUGGAUCCAGAGCUCAACAGAUACAUUCUCAUGAACGAGGCAAAAGGGCUUGUUCCUGGUUACCCUCAGUCUAUGCUUGAUAUCUUAGGCAAAUGCAACAUUGCAGCAGUUCAUGGCUCCACCCACAAGUACAUGAGAGGGGCACUUCUUAGCCUCAUUAGCCCCACCAUGAUCAGAGAACAGCUUUUGCCCACAAUUGAUGAAUUUAUGCGAACCCACCUCAGUAAUUGGGAUGACAAAAUUAUUGACAUCCAACAGAAAACCAAAGAGAUGGCACUUCUCUCCUCUCUCAAGCAAAUUGCUGGCAGUGAUUCUAGCUCUAUAUCUCAAGCAUUUAUGCCUGAGUUUUUCAAGCUGGUUUUAGGCACUUUGUCAUUGCCAAUUGACCUUCCUGGCACAAAUUAUCGUCGCGGAUUCCAGGCAAGGAAGAAUAUUGUGAGCAUGUUGAGACAACUAAUAAAAGAAAGAAGGGCAUCAAAAGAAACACAUCAGGACAUGCUUGGUUGCCUGAUGAAAAGUGAAGAAAAUAGAUACAAAUUAACUGAUGAAGAAAUAAUUGAUCAAAUAAUCACCAUUUUGUACUCCGGAUAUGAAACAGUUUCUACUACGUCAAUGAUGGCAGUCAAGUAUUUGCAUGACCACCCCAGAGUUCUUCAAGAACUAAGAAAAGAGCAUUUAGCAAUUAAAGCAAAGAAAAGGCCUGAGGAUCCAAUAAACUUGAUUGACCUUAAAUCUAUGAGCUUUACUCGUGCGGUAAUUUUUGAGACCUCAAGACUGGCCACAAUUGUUAAUGGAGUCUUGAGGAAGACAACUGAAGAAAUGGAACUAAAUGGAUUUGUGAUUCCUAAAGGAUGGAGAAUCUAUGUCUACACUAGGGAGAUAAACUAUGAUCCAUUUUUAUAUCCAGAGCCAUUAUCCUUCAACCCAUGGAGAUGGCUGGACAAGAGCUUGGAGUCUCAAAACUAUCUUUUCAUUUUUGGAGGAGGCACCAGGCAGUGUCCUGGAAAGGAGCUAGGAAUAGCAGAAAUUUCAACUUUCCUUCACUACUUUGUAACUAGAUACAGAUGGGAAGAAGUUGGGGGAGACACACUAAUGAAAUUUCCAAGAGUUGAAGCACCAAAUGGACUACACAUCAGAGUCUCAUCUUACUAACUAACCUAUGAAUGUACAUAAGAGAUAUAAAAGCAAUUAUCAGGAAAAGGGAUAAGGAUGUAAAAUGAUCUUUCUAACAGAUUACAAAUUAUAUUGAACAUUUCCAUUUUUGGCUAUGAACUUCUAAUCUUCUUCUUC